GGCCGGAAGGGGCGGUGGCUCCGCGCCCGCGGCGGGGACCGGUGGCCGGCGGAGGAAUGGAGGUACGCUGGCGAAGGUCUGUCCUUCGGCCGGACAGAGAUGGAAACCUUAAAAUCUGGGAAUAAAAGGAGGAUCCUUCCCUCAUGGAUGACAGCCCAGGUGGCUGAGAAGAGAGUGGUGCUGGUGAAGACCCCCAAGAGAAGCAGAAUGGCUGCCGUGCCGGUGGCAGCAGCGAGACCCCCUGCCGUGAAGACUGUGUACUGCAUGAAUGAAGCCGAGAUGGUAGAUGUUGCUCUGGAGAUCCUGAUUGAGGGCCACAAACAGGAAAAGCCCUGGGAGCAGCCGUCUCUGGCCGGCACUGAUAAGCUGGAGCUCUCCCCGCCCUGCUCCAUGUCACCCCACACGAGUUCUGGGAGCAGCAGUGAGGACGAGGACAGUGAGAAAGAUGCUUCUGCUCCAGGCCUCAGCCCUUCUCCGGGGCCUGGGGGUUCUGACUCUGCCUGCAGAAGCCACAAGGAGGACGAGGAUGCGUUAAAAUACGUCAGGGAGAUAUUUUUCAGCUAACGGACAAUCUGUUCACUGGAUGGUCUGCUGAGGGCAGCUGGAGGACAGCUGGGCUUCUGCUGGGGGCUGCCCGCAGGGCAUGGAUGGUGCUGUCUGUGCCCCCAGCUUUGUAUCACCCUGGGCCUGGCAGAUUCACCUCAGACCAGAAGCCCCGGGACGCUUGGGUCCUUGGGGGCUGCCGUUUUGAGUGUAUGGAAGUGAGGACUCAAAACAAGUUUCUGUUAGAAUUCCUCUCCGUACUGUGCCCUCUCCCAGCUCAGAGGGUCUGGAACCCCAAUUGUCUCUUUUAUUCAGUUACCAGGUUCCAGGGAAAAUGAGGGCAGGUGUUCCAACUUAUUGGAACCAAAGAGACAGCUUAAUAAUCAUCAAGGAAAAGGACAUCUGCUAAGUACACUGGAAUUCCUACAGUUUAGUCAGCAUGAUCUCUCCCUAAGGAAGAAGCCUGUUUUAAAAAUAGUUUCCACCCCAAGGCAAUCCACCAAUGAGCUCUCACGCCUCCAGCCAGCCUUGAAGGCAGGUGGGCUGCCUGCACUGCUCUGUCCGCCUGGGAGCUUGAGGCUCACACAGACUGGCAGGCCAGACGGGCCUCCUCCCCGAGCUGCCACCUUCCUUCCACCUGCCGGCCUCCGCCUUGGUCUGUGAGCCCAGAGGAGACGCUGAGAAGAGAUCACGCCAGACUCCACGUUUCUGCCUCUGUAUUUAGUGUGGCUUUUGACAGGCAUAGAAUUAGUAAAUCAUUUGCUCUACAGGUUUUCCAGUAUACAGGUGCUGAAAAAUACAUGAAGUUCCCCAGUGCAUGAGUUGUGCUUGCAUCCUGUCCCAUUUGGGUUGUGAAGUGAAGGGGUACAGCAUGUGGGGGGAACACUUAGCCUGUUCGCCUUCUCCUCCUGCCUGUAGGCUUGGCAUACUCCUGGGUCACAGAAUUGGAAGGAUUUGCCUGCUGACUCCUCUGCUGUGUCUGGCUUCAGGUCCAGGGGCCUUUGGGGGAGAACCUGCAGCUCUGCCAGGGCUACUCUUUGUGCCCCAUGUGUGCUGUCUUUGUUGAAUUCUCGAGAGAUCCUUCCUGGGCCUUUGGGGGUGGAGUCGUGGUGAGGGGCACCGGGAUCUGUUCGCCACAGACAACAGAGUGGAAGCUUGCUAACCAGGGCUAAGGGACAUUAAAGUGAUCUCUUUUGUUACCAUAAACCUUUACUGACAUUUUGCAAAUCAGCCUGGAAACCUGGCCCUGGGACAGGAAUCCUUACCUCCCCACCCUCCUGAGGCUAGAGUAAGAACUGCUCAGAUCAGUUAAAGGAGGAAUUGUGUGACAAUGAGUUUUGUGGUUUUAGGGUGUUCUUGGGAUCACUGGACGUCCCAAAGGACAGACAGAACUACACUAAGAAGCCACAGGUGCCCCAGCCACCCUUGCUGCCUCUCGGCCCCCUUGGCGCUGGGGGCCGUGCUCCGAAGCGGGCUCCCCCUGUUGGAGCUGGAGAUGAACAUUAGCUAUGGAACACGAUGGCAGAGAGGACCUGCUAGGCCACGAAUUCUCUGGCACCUUCUCAGUGGAGUUAGAAUGGACCCCUUGCAAUCAUGCAGCCUUUAGACAGGACUAGCAGCUCUCGAGCUUGCUCUUGUCCUUCUCGGCCCUCUGAGGGAACAGAACCGUGGCUGUAAGCAAGACAAUGAGCAAAGUCUGGGCAGUGCCCAGAGCUAGACACCCAGGCCCCAGGAGGGACAGCCUGACCCACUUCCACACAUAGGAGAGGAAGAGGCCCAGGCCGCUGGCCAGCAGCACAGAUGCCGCCUCCAGGAAUCUCACGGCCAGCUGCCACUCUCCCUCAUCACUGUUGCACUGGGCCAGGAGGAGAGGCAGGGGGACAAAGAGGGUGAGGACCAGGGCCCCGUACACUCCAAGCCUGGCCAGGGCCAGGCCAACCCGAGGCACCCCCAGGGCCUCUAGCUCAGGGAACUGAUGACAUUGCAGGGAGCCUGCGUCCUCGUUCCACAGGCAGAAGUUGUAGAAGCCGAUUCUCAGGUUGGGUAGGUCAGUGAGGUUGCCAGCCUUCCAGAGGAGAGCAUAGAAUAGCAGGGAGAUGACCACAACCAAGAGGAUCAUGAUGCCCAGGAACGGCAGGUGAUCGCUCCGCCACAGCCUUGGGACGGCCAUCUCUCGCUGUUUGCAGGGGUACCUGAGGGGAAGUCACACCAGUGAGUGUCCAGUGUCUUCGCAAGCUCGUGCUUUCCCUUCUGCCAUUCCAUAAAAACCUGUGGAAACUUUCCCCCCAAUCUGCCCCCACCAAGGACAAGCAAUUCAAGGUAACCUAGAGCCAGGACCCCCUUGGUAAGUUACCAGCUGCCUCUCUGGUUUGAGGUCAGGAGGAAAAGCCUCUCCCAGGCAGCUUGAAGGCCUGAAAUGUCUUUACUGAAGUGCCCUUUGGUCAAAGGCUUUGCUGCAGCCUAACUCCAACAAGCCAUUGGAAACAUUUCUGAGAGAGUUUCUCAGACCCUUAUUGAGGGCAGGUUCUGAAUGGGGUGAAGGACAGGGCCCACUGUACUAGGGACCUGAAGGUGGAGGAAGGUGCCGAAGACCUGGUAGAGCCACGGUUCUCACCGUGGCUGCAUGACAACCACCUGGGGAGCUAUAAACACUAUCCCUUGCUGGGCCACAAUUCAAUCAGGUCAGAACUUCUGAGCUUGGGGCCGGCCCUGGUGUGUUUUCGAAGCUCUGCAGCGCAUUCCAACGUGAGCUGGGGCAAGGACCACAGCGCUACUAGCCCCACUGUAAUUUCACCUGCCUGCCCUGGGAACUCAUUCCUGGGUCAAGACAGGAUGCCCACUGGUGAUGGAAUCACAUCAUAGCACUCAUUACUUCGAAAACAUCUACAAAUUUUUCCUGAUAACGAUAGUAAUGUAUGUAAAUAGUAAUAUAGGAAACAGAAACUAUUUUUAAAGGAAAAAAAUAUAAAAAUAACUUUUAUUCCGUCACGCACA
This is a messenger RNA of Cynocephalus volans (Philippine flying lemur), 3537 nucleotides long. It is a transcript of the gene CYREN, whose product is annotated as cell cycle regulator of NHEJ. Bases 100 to 564 code for a protein of 154 amino acids. The transcript has 5 exons. Lineage: Eukaryota; Metazoa; Chordata; Mammalia; Dermoptera; Cynocephalidae. Gene Ontology annotation, biological process: double-strand break repair via nonhomologous end joining; negative regulation of double-strand break repair via nonhomologous end joining. The record is from RefSeq and is a predicted model, not a curated record. Gene Ontology annotation, cellular component: nucleus; cytoplasm.